AUUAGCGCGUCGCGCGGCGGGUCGAGCGCACAGAACGCGUCCGCGGCAGCGCGAGUGAACACGGAGCGCACUGCGCUACACUGUACCUCACUGUUACCGUGACUGUACCACACUUACCACACUCUGGAUUACCGUACCGCGCGAACCCUGGGAUGACUCUCUGACCUGGCUCUUGCUCAUCCUCGGAAGUGUACAAACAGAUCUCUGUCGUCCACUGUCCGUCCGCCUCCAACCACAAGUAAGAUGAGAACGGCUGAGGACUCGUCCGGCACGGUCCUGCACCGUCUGAUCCAGGAACAGCUCCGCUAUGGCAACCCGACAGACACCCGCACUCUGCUGGCCAUCCAGCAGCAGGCCUUGCGGGGGGCAGCCAGCCCUCGUUCCUCCCUGGAGAGCCUGUCCCCGGAGGAGCCACCAUUCCCUCAGCUGUCUGCCCGCCAGGAGCCCCAGGGCCAGGAGCACCAGGGGGACUGCCAGCACUCGGAGAGCUACCAGCUGUACCAGCUUCACGGGGAGGAGCUGCCCACCUAUGAAGAGGCCAAGGCUCACUCUCAAUACCUGGCUUUGCAGGGGGGCCUGCAUCUGGCUGCAUCACCGGCCAUGUAUUUACAGGGUGGGGACCACCAAGAUGAGGGGGCGCGGGACCUAAAACGAAGCCAUGCGCGUUCUCUCAGUGAGCGGCUCCUACAGCUCUCCCUAGAGAGAAACAGCACCAGGGCCAACGUGGCCGCUAUGAGCUCCUCCCACAGCUACCCCCAGCUCCCUGGCUACCAUCCACCGCGUGACAGCCAGGGUCAGGGCCCCCAACAUGCUCCGCCCCCUGAGUACCCUGUCCACUCCAUGGGUUAUAUGCCCAGCUCAUCCCAGGAGCGAGGGCUUUACUUUGGUGAAGCGCGUCCUCCUCAUCCUCAGCACUACAGGUACGUGCAGGCUCAGCAAGUGAGUCCCAGUCCCGCGAUCACCACACUGACACCUUCUGGCAUGGAGGUCUACACAACAGCCCAUGCCAGCCCCAGCAGCAACCAGAUGGCCCAGAUGGAGAUGCUGAUAGCAGAGAAUGAGUCCCUUAGGAAGGAAGUGGAGGGCUACAGUGAGAAGGCCAUGAGAAUCCAGAAGCUGGAGCAGGAGAUCCAGCGGAUAUCAGAGGCCUAUGAGACUCUCAUGAAGGGCUGUACCAAACGAGAGAGCCUGGAGAAGACCAUGCGGAAUAAGCUGGAGGCUGAGAUCAAGCGGCUCCACGACUUCAACAGAGACUUACGAGACCGUCUGGAAACGGCGACCAAACAAGCGGCUAAAGAAUUCGAAACUGCUGACCAAAACCAGCACGUCUUGGCCAAACUCAUUCAGCAAAAUGAGGAGCAUCAAAAGGCACGCGAGCGGCUGGAACGAGAGGUGCUCCGGCUGCAGAGCUCAGAGGAGGAGCAUCGACACAGGGCCGAUGCAUUGGAAAAGGCCCUGGGCUCGGCACAGGCACGUGCCCGCCACCUGGAAGAGGAGCUCCGGAGGAAGCGGGCCUACGUGGAGAAGGUGGAGAGGCUGCAGGGUGCAUUGGCUCAGCUGCAGGCUGCUUGUGAGAAGCGAGAGAUGCUGGAGCAGAGGCUGCGCACACGGCUGGAGCAGGAGCUCAAGGCACUACGCACCCAACAGAGACAGACUCAAGGGCAGAGCCCUGUCCUGUCUACAGAGCUGAGCAUGUCUUCAUUGGAGGCACGUCUGCGAGAGAAGGAGGAGCGCAUCCUGGCCCUAGAGGCCGACAUGACCAAGUGGGAGCAGAAGUACCUGGAAGAAAGCACCAUGCGGCAGUUUGCCAUGGACGCUGCGGCCACAGCGGCAGCUCAGAGAGACACAACCAUUAUAAAUCACUCCUCCCGCCACUCUCCGAACAACAGCUUCAAUGAGGACCUGCCGACAGCCAACCACAGGACCCGGGAAAUGGAGAACAGGAUCCGGGCUCUGUAUGCGCAGAUCCUGGAGAAGGAUGCCGUAAUCAAUGUAUUGCAGCAGCGCUCGCGCCGCGAUCAAGGCCGGAGCGAGGUGCAGGGCAUGCGGCCUGCUAGGUCCGUGCCAUCCAUCGCUUCUGCCACUCCGCCACCCUCAGGAAAAGUUAAGAGCCUCUCGGAUGACCAGACAGCUGUUGCGCCUUCUUACACCUCCAUGCCAUCUGCCCCGCCCAAGCCGCCCAGCCGCGACUGCUCUGCUGAGGCUGAUGAUCUCCCAGUGGAGGUUCCCAUUAGAGAUGAGCAGCCAGUUCCCCCAGAGCCCAGCAUGGUCCCCAACAAUGAUAACACAGAGGAACAGCAACAGAGCCCUGACAGAAUCUCCAGGGACCUUGUGAAAGUGGAAGCAGUGGAAAUCUUUAUAUGAAGCCUCCCCGGCCAGGAAGCUCUAAGAAGGACCGCGUGGCUCUCUUUGCAGUUUCCAUCGUGAGGAUGAUGCUGCAAUUUAUGAUGUAAGAAGCUGCACAGAACACAUAAAAGCCCACCCCAGGCUUGGACCGCCACGUUGAUCAUGUGUCUGAUUGAAACUGAGGAAAAAUUGACUGCAAUCUUGCACACGAAAGAGAGCUGAGCUUUCUGUGAGCAAACCCCAACUAUUAAAGAAACACUUACUGGUGACGCCGUUUUGAAACCUGCCUGGCGCAAGAGAUGCUGUGAAUGUUUUAGGUACUUGUACAGUAUUUGACUUGCAAAUGGCAGCUGGUGGACUGUGUGUGUAUAUAUUUAUGUGUCUGUGUGUGUUUGUAUACAAAUAUAUAUUUAUUCAGACACAUUUGUUUUUGUUUAUAUACAUAUUUAUGCUGCUGCUCUGAAUGUGUGUAGAGAGUGAACUACUUUUUGGCCUUUAAGAAAGAAUUUAGUUUUGUUUAAUAUUUGUCUAACCAUCAUUUCCAGUAUAUAGCGCUAUAAAUAUAUACAUAUAUAAAUAUGUAUUCCCCAUGUACCUGCGCAAAAUGUAUCUGGGAAGCUGUGCUCUUUAGGAACUCCAUAACUGUUGAAAGAAAGGCUUUUUCCACAUUCUUAGAGGUGACUGAAAUACCCACCAUUAUUGGACCUUAGCAUGUAGUUUGACUUCCUUAUCGAGCAGCUCCCUCCUCCGUGAUCUACCAGAUUCGCGGUGUUCGAGGACUUUUAAAAACUGUACGGGGAGUAGUGACUAAAAUGAGACGACAGGGCAGCCUGUUUAUUGGUUUAAGAGCAGAUAAAAGCUUUUGGAUGACUCUAAAGGAAGAGGUUUUCAGUGACUGUCUCAAUGCGGCUGCUGCCCAACAUGCCUUCCUUUACUCAAUAAGCUGAAGUCAGUCUUUCCACAUUCCUUCUGUGUGGAAUGCCUCUGGUAGGAAAAAAGGCUAUCUGUAGUUUGACCCCAUCACCCUCUUCCUUAAAAUGGUAACCAGUCUGUCAUUUUUGGGGUCUAUUUAUUUCCUGUAAGGCCUUAGUGGUGCCAGUGUCUAAAUGGAUGAGUGGUUAUAUACAGUAACGUCAAAGCUCAGUUCCUUAUUUGGUUGCCAAUCCGGUUGCGGAUGCCAACCCUUUUUUUUACUGAAAUAAUAAAUUGUGACAAAUGUGUGACAAAUGUGAGGUGUGUGACAGAUUUGUUGAAUGACUUAUACAGAAAAAUUAUGGGAUAUUUCGAUUUGAAAUACUACCCUUCGAACUGUAUGUGUACUCCAAGGGCAAAUGUUAUGUAUUUUGAAUGGCCUCUUUGAACUGGAAGGGACUGAAAGCUGAUUGUAUUCUUUUAUGAAAUGUAUUCUGCAACUUUGCCUGAAAGCUGCCCUCUUUCUUUCCCUGUUUUCUCUUUCAGUGCAUCUGCUGGUCAGUGCAUAGAAAAUGAAAACCUAUUUGUCUACUUACACUUGUGUUAUUCAGGCUGUGUUUACAGAAUUGUCUGUUGUGAACUGAGAUCACCUAAUAUAUUUUAUAUAAAUAUUUGUAUUCAUUAGUAUUAUGUGCUAUAAACAUGAUAAAGCCAAAGAUUUGCAUUAAAAUGUAAGUUAUAACUCAGAAUGAAGAAACCAACAGGCUUGUGUCUGGCUGCCCCUUUCUGGAUGGUUUACCAACACUUAGACAUUGCUGUGAACCUCUAAAAUGUGGGAGUUUUUCAUUACAAUGCCAGAGACAUUUCAUUAAUGCAAUAAAAACCUAAAAAUAA
Scleropages formosus (Asian bonytongue) is the source of this 4152-nucleotide messenger RNA. RefSeq names its product angiomotin-like 2a. Gene Ontology annotation, cellular component: bicellular tight junction; plasma membrane; cytoplasmic vesicle. The record is from RefSeq and is a predicted model, not a curated record. Lineage: Eukaryota; Metazoa; Chordata; Actinopteri; Osteoglossiformes; Osteoglossidae. Bases 244 to 2364 code for a protein of 706 amino acids. Gene Ontology annotation, biological process: establishment of cell polarity involved in ameboidal cell migration; hippo signaling; angiogenesis. The transcript is spliced from 11 exons.